This is a messenger RNA of Fusarium mangiferae, 186 nucleotides long. RefSeq lists its product as uncharacterized. Lineage: Eukaryota; Fungi; Ascomycota; Sordariomycetes; Hypocreales; Nectriaceae. The transcript has 2 exons. The coding region runs from base 1 to 186 and encodes 61 amino acids. The record is from RefSeq and is a predicted model, not a curated record.
AUGCAUGUUUUCGAGAGAGCAUUGCCUUUGGCUUUGACUGUCUUUUGCGGUGUGGUUGGAGGAUUCUACACUUUUCAGCCAAUAUUUGCAAAUGAUGCGCAAAAGAAUCUUGACUCUCCGCCGGCGUCAUUAAUUCCAAAUGAGAAGGAGACGGGGGAAGAAAAAAAAGCUGCAAGGAACAAUUGA